Molecule: messenger RNA, 2424 nt
Organism: Cooperia oncophora
Lineage: Eukaryota; Metazoa; Nematoda; Chromadorea; Rhabditida; Trichostrongylidae
Source: the annotation of a GenBank genome assembly
AUGGAAUCGACCCUCUCUACACCUCGAAUCGACCUCGAUACUCAUGAAGAUGAGCUUGUUCAUCUAUUCGAUGAUACGGCAGCCACUGGAUCACGCUUUCACCAAACACCCAGUCCAAGACUGGAAGUAUUCAUCUCUGCUAAGGACGUUUCCGUGGAACCGCGAUCUCCUGGAGUUUAUCCGGGAUCUCCUGGAGCUCUGGAGGAGCAUCGCAGGAAGGUCAAAAGCGCAGAUGGGGGCCGUACAUAUUCUCGUACAACAUCAGCAGAUUUGCUCGACGGCUUCGUCGGAAAGCGAUUGACUACUAUUGAUUUGAGAGUCGUCGGUCUAAAAGAAGAACGAGAGCAUGUGCAGAAGAAAACGUUCACGAAAUGGGUAAACUCUCAUCUAGUCAGAGUCAGCUGCAAGAUUCAGGAUCUCUAUAUGGAUAUGCGAGAUGGAAAGAUGUUAUUGAAACUAUUAGAAGUUUUGUCCGGGGAACGCCUGCCGAAGCCGACCCGUGGAAAAAUGCGCAUCCAUUGUCUCGAGAAUGUCGACAAAGGUUUACAAUUUCUCAAAGAUCAGCAUGUGCACUUGGAGAAUCUUGGCUGUCAUGAUAUAGUUGAUGGAAACCCCCGCCUAACCCUAGGUCUGAUCUGGACCAUCAUUUUGCGAUUCCAGAUCCAAGAUAUCACUUUCGAAGACGCUGACAAUCAUGAGACGCGAUCCGCCAAAGAAGCGCUGCUACUUUGGUGCCAGAUGAAGACGGCUGGCUAUCCCAACGUAAACGUCAGAAACUUCACCACAAGUUGGCGCGAUGACGUAAAUGUCCGCGAUCCGGAUGAGAAGUCCAUCAUCACCUAUGUUGUUACUUACUACCACUACUUCAACAAGUUGAAGCAGGAGACUAUUCAAGGAAAACGUAUCGGAAAGGUUAUCAACGAACUUAUGGAGAACGAAAAGAUGAUAAAUCGCUAUGAAACUAUUUCUUCUGAUCUCUUAGAGUGGAUUAAACAAAAGAUUGAAGUCCUCAAUGACAGGAAAUUCCACAACUCAUUACACGGAGUGCAAGAACAACUCGCCGAGUUCAAUAACUAUCGAACGCAAGAAAAGCCGCCGAAGUUCGAAGAGAAGGGUGAGCUUGAGGUGCUCUUAUUCACCCUUCAGUCCGCUAUGCGUGCCAACAAUCAGCGCCCAUUUGUGCCUCGUGAAGGAAAACUCAUCGGAGACAUCAACAGAGCAUGGGACACGUUGGAGAAGGCUGAACAUGAGCGCGAGCUGGCUCUGAAAGAAGAGCUGAUCCGCCAGGAGAAGCUGGAACAGCUGGCUGCUCGAUUCAACCGUAAGGCCGAGAUGAGAGAGACUUGGCUCACCGAGAACCAACGUCUUGUCAGUCAAGACAACUUCGGAUCGGAUCUCGCAAGCGUUGAGGCUGCUACAAAGAAGCACGAAGCCAUCGAAACAGAUAUUUUCGCGUACGAAGAACGUGUACAAGCAGUUGUUGCCGUUGCCGGAGAACUUGAGGCAGAGAACUACCACGGAAUUGACGAAAUCAAUAACAGAAAGGAGAAUGUCCUUAAGCUGUGGAAUUAUCUAUUCCAGCUUCUUCUUGCUCGUCGUGUCCGACUUGAGCUAUCCAUGGCAAUCCAGCGCAUAUUCCAUGAUAUGCUUCUUACGCUCGACCUAAUGGAUGAUAUUAAGGCACGCCUUCUAUCUGACGAUCUUGGUGCCCAUCUUAUGGAUGUCGAAGACAUGCUUCAAAAACAUGCUUUACUUGAAUCCGAUAUUAAUAUCAUCGGAGAACGUGUGCGUAAUGCCGUCGCUCAGGCUCAAAGAUUCCGCGAUCCAGAAGGUCCAGAUGGUAGUGGCUACCUGCCAGUGGAACCAGCUGUGGUCGACGAGCGGUCAGCUAUAUUACAGGCGAGAUUGCUCGAUCUGGCUGCUCAGCGUAAACGACGCCUGGAGAAUAACCGCAAACUCUGCCAGUUCUGGUGGGAUGUGGCUGAUCUCGAGAACAGCAUCAAGGAUCAAGAGCGAGUGCUCAGCUCCACAGAUACUGGCAAAGAUAUUGUGACAGUAUCACAUCUCCUAGCGAAACAUAAGAACGCUGAGAAUAAUCUUGGUGAAAUUGAACGCCAAUUAGAACAACUUUCCAAAGAUGGUGAUCAAUUGUUGGCAGAGAAUAUUCCUGGAUCGGAUAACAUCCCACCACGUAUCCAGGAUAUUCGCGAUUAUUUGAAGAAGCUUCGUGAUCUCGCUAAUGCGAGGCGCCAGAGGCUCGCUGGCGGUCUUGACUACUAUCAGUUCUUCACUCAUGCUGAUGAUGUCGAUGCGUAUCUUCUUGAUACUCUUCGACUCAUUUCAAGUGAUGACGUCGGUAAAGACGAAGGUACCGUGAAGCUGCUUCUGAGAAAGCAUGACGACGUAACCGACGAGCUGAAGUCA